Molecule: messenger RNA, 5105 nt
Organism: Labrus bergylta (ballan wrasse)
Lineage: Eukaryota; Metazoa; Chordata; Actinopteri; Labriformes; Labridae
Gene: grm1b
Product: glutamate receptor, metabotropic 1b
Biological process (GO): G protein-coupled glutamate receptor signaling pathway; regulation of synaptic transmission, glutamatergic
Cellular component (GO): plasma membrane; postsynaptic density membrane
Molecular function (GO): G protein-coupled receptor activity involved in regulation of postsynaptic membrane potential; adenylate cyclase inhibiting G protein-coupled glutamate receptor activity
Source: RefSeq, a predicted model, not a curated record
UGGAUUGAUGGACCUCCGUUAUGGCCAAACGGACAUGAUUCUACAUUCAGCACCUGUGGCAAAAUGUCGAAUAUGAUCACCCUGACCGCCAUCAGCAUUUUGUACUUGCCUGUUUUGCUGUUUGAGGCGUUUGUGUUGUCCAAAGGCAAGUAUGAGAGGUCAGUGGUGCCCAGUUCUGCCUCUCGUCUGGUGGCCAGGAUGGACGGGGAUAUCAUAAUCGGUGCUCUCUUCUCCGUCCACCACCAACCGUCGGCUGAGAAGGUGGCAGAGAGGAAAUGUGGAGAAGUCCGUGAGCAGUAUGGCAUCCAGAGGGUGGAGGCUAUGUUCCACACCUUGGACAGGAUUAACUCGGACCCCAACCUGUUACCCAACAUCACCCUGGGCUGUGAGAUCAGGGACUCAUGCUGGCACUCGUCUGUGGCUCUUGAGCAGAGCAUCGAGUUCAUUCGAGACUCUCUCAUCUCCAUCCGGGAUGACAAGGAUGGAGCCAAGUGGUGCAUCGAGGGGGCCCCUUCCAGUCAGCCGCCACCCACCAAGAAGCCCAUCGCUGGGGUCAUCGGGCCUGGAUCGAGCUCGGUCGCAAUCCAGGUUCAGAACCUUCUGCAGCUGUUCAACAUCCCACAGAUCGCCUACUCUGCCACCAGUAUUGACCUCAGUGACAAGACAUUGUUCAAGUACUUCCUGCGGGUGGUGCCAUCGGACACUCUGCAGGCGCGGGCGCUGAUAGACAUCGUCAAACGAUACAACUGGACGUACGUGUCUGCAGUGCACACAGAGGGUAACUACGGGGAGAGCGGGAUGGAGGUGUUCAAAGAGCUCGCCGCGCAGGAAGGCCUCUGCGUCGCCCACUCUGACAAGAUCUACAGCAACGCAGGCGAGAGGCACUUUGACAGGCUGCUGAGGAAGCUGCGCGAACGUCUGCCUAAAGCCCGAGUGGUGGUGUGUUUCUGUGAGGGGAUGACGGUCCGAGGGCUGCUCAUGGCCAUGAGACGGCUGGGAGUAGCAGAAGAGUUUCUCCUAAUUGGCAGUGACGGCUGGGCGGACCGGGUCGAGGUGGUGGAGGGAUACGAGCAGGAGGCGGUGGGCGGCAUCACAGUCAAGCUUCAGUCUAAAGAAGUCUCCUCCUUCGACGAAUACUUCCUGAAACUCCAACUCAGCACCAACACCCGUAACCCCUGGUUCCCCGAGUUCUGGCAGUACCGCUUUCAGUGCCGCCUUCCCGGACACCCGCUGGAGAACAUGAAUUAUGCACGAAACUGCUCAGGUUAUGAAAGUCUUGAGGACAACUACGUUCAAGACAGCAAGAUGGGCUUCGUCAUCAACGCCAUCUAUGCCAUGGCCCACGGGCUGCAUGACAUGCACACUCACCUUUGCCCCGGCCAUGUGGGUCUCUGUGACAACAUGUUGCCUGUCGAUGGGAGCCACUUGCUUGAUUUUCUCCUCAAGACAUCCUUCGCGGGGGUCUCUGGAGAGGACAUUUGGUUUGAUGAGAACGGGGACUCACCUGGGAGGUACGAGAUAAUGAACUUCCAGCGUGUGGAGCCUGGUGUUUAUGACUACAUCAACAUCGGAUCCUGGCAUGAAGGCGUCCUCAGUCUGGAUGAUGAAAUGAUGCAGAUGAACCGCAGUGACAUGGUCCGCUCUGUCUGCAGCGAGCCCUGCUCCAUAGGAGAGAUAAAGGUGAUCAGGAAGGGAGAAGUGAGCUGCUGCUGGAUCUGCACUGCCUGUAAGGACAAUGAGUACGUCCAGGAUGAGUUCACAUGUAAGGCCUGUGAGCUGGGCUGGUGGCCGGACAAAGAACUGGAAGUGUGUGAACCGAUCCCUCUGCGCUACCUCGAGUGGAGCAACCCAGAGUCCAUUAUCCAAGUGGUUUUCUCCUGCAUGGGCAUCCUGGUCACGUCAUUUGUCACCUUAGUCUUUGUCUUGUAUCGUGACACACCUGUGGUCAAGUCCUCCAGCCGGGAGCUCUGCUACAUCAUCCUGGCUGGGAUCUUCCUGGGCUAUCUGUGUCCUUUCACCCUCAUCGCCCGUCCCACAGUGGCCUCCUGCUACCUCCAGAGGCUGCUUGUUGGACUCUCGGCUGCGAUGUGCUACUCUGCCCUGGUCACCAAAACCAACCGCAUCGCACGUAUCCUGGCCGGAAGCAAGAAGAAGAUUUGCACCAGGAAACCGAGGUUCAUGAGCGCUUGGGCUCAAGUUGUCAUUGCCUCCAUCCUGAUCAGUGUCCAGCUCACCUUGGAGGUCACCCUCAUCAUCAUGGAGCCUCCUGAACCCAUUAAGUCCUACCCAAGCAUCAAAGAAGUCUUCCUCAUCUGCAACACCAGCAAUGUUGGUGUUGUGGCGCCUCUGGGUUACAACGGCUUGCUAAUCAUGAGCUGCACUUACUACGCCUUCAAGACCCGCAACGUUCCAGCUAAUUUCAACGAAGCCAAAUACAUCGCCUUCACCAUGUACACCACCUGUAUCAUCUGGCUGGCGUUUGUGCCCAUCUACUUUGGCAGCAACUACAAGAUCAUCACCACGUCCUUCUCUGUGAGCCUCAGUGUGACUGUAGCUUUGGGCUGUAUGUUCACGCCAAAGAUGUACAUCAUCAUCUGCAAGCCGGAGCGAAAUGUGCGCAGCGCCUUCACCACAUCUGAUGCUGUGCGAAUGCACGUCGGCGACGGCAAGAUAGUCUGCAGAAGCAACAGCCUGCUCAACAUGUUCAAGAGGAAGAAGAACACUGGAAACGGCAGUUCUAAUGGAAAGUCUGUGUCAUGGUCUGAACCAGGUGCAAGACAUCCUCCAAAAGGGGAUCACACAUGGCACAGACUGUCAGUGCAUGUGAAGAGACAGGAAGCAGGUUCCAAUCAGAUGGCUGUCAUCAAACCCUUAACUAAUACCUACCAAAACAGAGGCCUGGAGUUCUCAGACCUUAGCACCAAGACUUUAUACAAUGUGGCAGAGGAGGACGAGGGCGAUCCCGUCAGAUACAAUUACAAUCCCCCCGUCACUCCCCCCAUGAUGGCACACGGGCAGAUUCCCCACUGUGGGCUGAUAAAAGACCAGGGAAAUGAGAUUGAGCUGUAUACCCCUGAGCAUUUACGGCCACUGAGCAUUAUCUCCCAACACAACAUCAUGGACCACCUGCAGGAGGAGAGGCUGGUUGGUAAAUUCAACAGGGACUUCCCUGAGUUUAAUGAUUUGAUAAGCAUGCCCGAAGCUGUUAGUGGUGGCAUGCCUGUGUACCACCAGGCCCACCUCAUCCAGCAGGAACCAGUCCUGCCUUUGCACCUCGACCCGUUCGAUGAGGAGCCCAACUCCCCUCUAGAGGACGAGGAGGAGAUGGAGAAUGAGCACUUUGGCCUUCUUCACGGCUACAUGUACAACAACGCUGAGAUUCAUGACGAGGAGGAUUUUGUUGAGGUCAAAUUAGCCAUGGAUGACUCUCUGGCUCUGAUGCCUCCCUCUCCUUUUCGAGAUUGCGCUGCUCCUCCGAUGAGCCCUUUUCCCAACUCGCCUGUGUCUGAGUCGAUUUUGUGCAGUCCUCCAAAUGUGACAUACGCCUCUGUCAUCCUCAGAGACCUAAAGCAAAGCUCCUCAACUCUAUGAGUGUAUUCGCCAAUCAUAACCUGUUGUAAUAUAUCCAGAAGUUCAUAAUGACUUGUGUUGUACAUGAUGAUAAGGAAAGAGUCAGUCUGUGGACUGACAGGUCCUUUUUCACUCUGUAAUUGAUAGCUUUUACAUGAUAAGGGUGAACAACAAGGCGCCAUAUUUUAAAAUUAUUUUCGAUGUUGUCUACAAUAUGAGGAUUUGUCUUACAAACGUAUGCUAACAUAAGCUUUUAAGAGAAACUAGAUUUUGUGCUUAUACGACAAACAACUAAGAUUAUCUGUAUGUACAUUUAUUAUUAUGAAUAGAUUCAUAGGGAAAAAUAGGCAACAAAACAAGCUGAUGACUUUACUGAUUCUAAACAGGAAACGUUUAGGAUGAAUAUCAUUUGUGUGUAAUGUAAAAUGUUGCAAUUUGUAAACAAUAUUUUACAAUAUGUGUGUGUUUUGUAUACCAGGAAACGAAGGGAACUUGCGUUUGAUAUUUUGGAAAAUAUAAGCAUUUGCUUUCUGAAAUGUAAGUUGAUGAGAAAGCAUUUAUAUCAUUGUACGAUCUGUCUGCUAAGAACAAAGCAGCAGCUAACAGCUAUUAGCUUAGUUUAGCAAAAAAAGACUAGACAGGGGAAAACAGCAGUACUCUGCACAAAAGCGUCGUUUUCACAUACACUGCUACAUCAGUCAUUUUUUCACUUUGGUUUUUGUAUGGAUUUAAACAAAAACAUAUAAAGUGGUUACUUGUGACUUUCAAAUGUGCUGAUCGGGUGACAGUGUGAUAUUUAGAUAUGUAGGUGAGCUGUUCCCCCAGUUUAAACUUGUUUUGCUAAGCUAACCACUUACUGGCGUUAGCUUCAAUAUCAGGGUAUAGACGUAAGAUUGGGGUAAUUUUUUCACCUUAACUUUGGUUACAAAGUAAAUAACUAUAUUCCCAAAAUGUUAAACUUGAUAAAAGAAUAAAUUAUCCGUGAUUUUUUUGAUAGAUACAGUACUGCCAGGCAACGCAUUGACUGUAUCACGAAUGUAGCAGCAGACAAGUGCCACAUUUUCAUCAAAUUCUUUGUUGUUUUGUAUGUUUAUCUAAUUUUUAUGGUCUUGAAAUGCCAUUUAGAGUAGUUUCAAGUUUGUAUCUUUUAUAUUAAUACAUCUGAUUUCAUAAUUGUAUAGAUUUAUGUAUAAGAAAUGACAUACAUAUGUUUUGUGAAUGUAUGAAUUGUGUGUCAUAUUUUGGUAUUAAGAUGUUAUCUUUAUGCAUUACAGUAUAAACUCAUUUGCUGUUUAUGCUUCCAUUGUGCGAUGGGUUGUGUACGCCAAUCAAUUUCCUGAAUAUUAAGACUUUAAGAGCCUAUCAAAACUGUAUAAUGUGAAGUGCUAAUGUUACCGUUAAAAGAACAACUUGAAUAAGGUAUUUGCAACCUGAGAUAUACGCAGUAUUAAUAAAGUCUGCCAUUUAAACAAAUCUUAACUGUAGAACAUUUAACAGGACACUUGUUUAACUGGAGUAAAGUAAGUUUUCUAUGU